AUGAUGACCAGAGCUUUAUAUCCGGCUUUUCUGCUACCGAUUGCGCAUGCUUGGACCUUUGUAUCCACCAACUCCUCAGGCAAAGCGGACAUUCUUGAAGAAUCUGGGACAUUGAACUGCACUAGAAUCCAUCAGGCAAAAGGAGAGAAAUUCACAUGGGACCCUGAAAAAAGCAAUCUCUGCAUCUCAUUGUUCUACGAUGACAAUUGUCAAAGCAGAGGAGGCAUUUCAUGUCCUUUCUGGAAGAAAGACGCAAGUACAGACUUCGGAAGCAUCGAGGUUUACACUGAUAAAGAAGCUGCAACUGCUUCGAUAUCUACCUUGACUGUAACAGCAGCACCGUCGUCUUCCUCUUCAGUCUCAUCUGAAACCACUUCAUCUACUUCAUCAACAUCCUCCACAUCUUCUACACCAUCGCCCUCCCCGAGUCUGGCCCCGGAAACCUCAUCGUCCGCUGAAGCCGGCUCGUCGUCCGGAUCCGGUUCAAGUUUAUCUGGCGGUGCGAUAGCUGGUAUUGUCAUCGGAGCCAUUGCUGGCGUCUCGAUAAUAGCAGCACUUUUCUUCCUCUUUGGCCGACGUCGUCGCAAUAAGAAGAAUGCUGCUGCUAUCAGUCAGCAAACUGGCUCUGCGUACCAAGAUAAAAAUGGACCACAAAAUACUGCUACCACUUAUGCGGCUACAUCGCCAUCCACGACUUAUGGCCCCGGCAAACAACCUCCUUCAUCAAGCGGUGCAUCGGUACAAUCCCCUCUAGGGACUACAGUCUCUGAACUCCAUGACAAAGCACGACCUGCAGAAUUGAUCAGCAGCCCAAUAAGCGAAUUGGAUGCGCACCAAGAGAACAAAACCUACUUCGUUCGUUCUUAA
Messenger RNA from Penicillium angulare, 867 nucleotides. Its product is annotated as EGFR-like transmembrane domain-containing protein. The coding region runs from base 1 to 867 and encodes 288 amino acids. The transcript has a single exon. The record is from RefSeq and is a predicted model, not a curated record. Lineage: Eukaryota; Fungi; Ascomycota; Eurotiomycetes; Eurotiales; Aspergillaceae.